Hemiscyllium ocellatum (epaulette shark) is the source of this 3378-nucleotide messenger RNA. RefSeq names its product polypeptide N-acetylgalactosaminyltransferase 15-like. Gene Ontology annotation, cellular component: Golgi apparatus. NCBI's taxonomy places the organism in Eukaryota, Metazoa, Chordata, Chondrichthyes, Orectolobiformes, Hemiscylliidae. The transcript has 10 exons. The coding region runs from base 292 to 2181 and encodes 629 amino acids. The record is from RefSeq and is a predicted model, not a curated record.
UGCGUUAAGCAGGCGCUAGGACCGAGCGCUCGGCCGUGUCAGGAUGUAGCCAUUGAGCAGAUUGUGUCUGUAUCUGUUGUCAGGAGCAGCAGCAUCAGGCAGGCUGUGGACAAGUGGGCAAGGACACACACCAGAUCUCUCCCUAUCUCUCCGUCUCCGGUGGAGCUCAGUUAGCACACAGCGAUUUGGGUUUUUGUUUUAGGAACCAUCCAUCGACAAAGCUCAGAGCAACAUUACAGAAAGCUCCGAGUGCAGGAGAUUUCCCCUCCGGCUCUCAGGGAGGAUGAGGCGAUGGGUUUGAGGGGAUGGCCGGAGCUGAGCCCCUUUGCGGUCAUGUGGAGGAGGCGCUGGGGCUGCGGGUUCCUGCUGCUGCUAGCCCUGCUGCUGCUGCUGCCGAGUGGCCAGCCACCCCAGCAAGCUGAGCCUGCCAGUGCCCGCUCCACAGCACGGCAGCAGCAGGAGGAGAGGGAGAGCCGCCAGGGCGGACACCUCCCACCGCAACACUCUCCCCUCCAACUCAUCCCUCUGGACUCCUUCAGCGCCGACCAGUUCAUCGUGGUGACACAGAGAGCCGCCCGCCCCCGACGGAGGGCUUACCGGCUGCUGAGAGCCGCUAAAAGGAGCCAGGAAGCCGGGGAGAGCACCAGGCUGCUCCUCCUGGACCCCCCGCCGCCGGCUGACCGCAGGCAACUGGAGCGCCAGGGGCUGCAGACGAGAGGCUUUAACGAGACGGUCAGCGAGAGCAUCUCCCUACACCGGAGACUACCUGAGGUACGCCACCCUUUAUGCCUACAGCAGGAAUAUAGUCAAAACCUGCCAACUGCCAGCAUCAUCAUUUGUUUCCACAAUGAAGCCUGGUCCACUCUUCUGAGGACAGUAAACAGUGUUAUAGACACUGCCCCAAAGAAAUUUCUCAAGGAAAUCAUCUUAGUGGAUGACCUAAGUAACCAAGGACAUUUGAAGGCAUCUUUGAGUGAGUAUGUUUCCAAGCUGGAUGGUGUGAAGUUGAUUCGAAGCAAUAAGAGAUUGGGGGCAAUUGGAGGUCGCUUACUUGGUGCAGCGCGGGCAACAGGGGAUGUCUUGAUUUUCAUGGACUCACAUUGCGAGUGCCACAAUGGCUGGCUUGAACCACUUUUGGAUCGAAUAGCUCAUGACAGAACUCGUGUGGUUUCACCUGUAAUCGAUGGUAUUGAUUGGAAGACAUUUCAAUAUUAUCACUCUGUUGAUCCUCAGCGAGGAGUUUUCAACUGGAAGCUGGACUUUCAUUGGGAACCAAUACCAGAAUACGAACAGAAAUGGCGGACAUCUCCCACAAUACCUGUACAGAGUCCAGCUGUAUCUGGAGGAGUGCUAGCAAUGAAUCGGCAUUAUUUCCAAAAUGUUGGUGCCUAUGAUCCUGGAAUGUUGAUGUGGGGAACAGAAAAUGUGGAACUGUCUCUCCGGGUCUGGCUCUGUGGUGGUUCAGUAGAAGUUCUGCCCUGCUCCAGAGUUGGUCAUGUGUACAGGAAAAAUGCUCCAUAUUCCCCACCAUAUGAAGAGAUUGUGGUAAAAAACAAAGUCCGUGUAGCAGAGGUUUGGCUGGAUUCCUUCAAGAAGAUUUUCUACAAGCAAGACAUGCCUUCAUUUCUGCUCAGUAAGAUUGCGGUUCCUGACUGUAUGGAACGACUGCAACUGCGAAAGAGACUAAGCUGUAAGCAUUUUCAUUGGUUUUUGACGAACAUAUACCCAGAGCUCUACCUGCCUGAAGACAAAUCUGGAUAUUUUGGAGCAGCAAGGCAAAGGUUUUUGCUCUAUAAUGUCGGCACAGGCUAUUGUGCAAGUUAUGAGACCAAAUGGAGUACAAGUGGAUAUCCUGUAACACUUACUCAAUGCAGUGGCCAUGGGAAUCAGCAUUUUGAAUAUAAUAAUAUAAGAGAAAUCCGGUUUGGUGCCAUGUUGCAAUUUUGCAUUGAUGUCAAUAAUGAACAAGUAAUAUUGCAGAAUUGCAGAGGGAACAGACUGGAAUCACAACAGCAGUGGGAUGUGCAGAAGAGUGGAGAAAUUAUCCAUGUCUUUACCGGCAAGUGCAUUGAGGCAAUAAAGAAUGGACCAAGCAAAGACUUGUUUCUGAGACCAUGCAACAAAUAUACCACCCAACAGUUGUGGCGAUUGGAGAAAGUGAUAAUUACAAACAAGGGAUGAGCUGUUAUCUCCGUCACCAGCUAUGUGAUGACUGCAGCUCACGUGCCUCUGUCUGGUCAGGUGCAGUUGGGCCUUUCAACCAGGUACAGAACUCAAGCGUGCGUGGUACAUCUGUUCUACUGAAGGAAGUCAUCACAAUAGAAUGGAAACAAACUGCAUAUGUUUCCAAGGCUACCUUACAACAUCAGGGAAAGAUAAACAAGAUGGGCUGUGUUAUGUGGCACAUUUGGUCAUUCUAAACUCCAUUUGUAACCAGGGUAUCUGUGGGAGAAAUUAAUCAAUGCCCAUCAAAGGCAAUGUAAGGUUUUGCAUCAAUUUGCAAUUUUGUCAGACAAUGCAUUGUAUAUGUUAAUGCUUGAUCAAAAAAUAAAUCUAUACCAUAUGCUUGUCAAGUUGACCCAUUUUUCCCAUUAUUAGAUAUUGUCAUGAUUUAUUUUUCCUCGUAAGUCAGUAAUUAAAAUAAUAUCCAAUCAGUGAAUGCAACAAUCUAUGUAAAUCAGUUAUAUUUUACAUGUAGAGACCUGAUAUUAUUUGCAUAAGAUAUUUCAGGAACUGGAUACAAAGUGGUAUUUGAUAUUUUGCUGAGCAGUUGCAAUAGGUACAUUGGAAGAGUAGUUGUAGAGCAUUGGCUUACGUGUGUAAACUAGGUGCCAGGGGUCAAUUCCUGUGCUGAAACAAGUAACGGCAAAGCCUGACUGAAGUAGGCAUUGUUUAGUGUCUUAAAGUAAUGUUCAGUACACCUGUCUGUUAUAUUAAUAUCUUCAAAAUUCUGAUAAUAGUUUUGGCUGUAGACAGUGUUAUAAGAGAUGAAUUAAUAAAAUGAUAAAGUCUAAUUGAGAUGUACAAUAAGCAUAUGUCAGUGUGAAGGGGUGGUUUAGCCAUUAUCCAAUGCAAAGUGCAGCACACCAGUGUUAUAGUUCAGUCUUACAGAGUGAAAUAAUUAUCCUUCACUACCCACAAAUAUUUGAUAUCUAUUUUGGUCCAUUUAUUUUCAAUCAAUUACAUUAGAAAAGAAUCCUACUAGGAGUAACUAGUACUUAACAAACUACACAUGGAGUCCCAUGUUUCCAGCCUCUGUGAUCACAUUGUGUUUUUGAGGAUUAUUUCCGCAGAGACACAAAAUAGAAAUAACUUCAAUUGCACCCUCCCCAUUUAUCAUUAUGUUUAAUUAACACCAAUUCUAAUUUAUAUCUUUUA